Molecule: messenger RNA, 513 nt
Organism: Triticum turgidum subsp. durum (durum wheat)
Lineage: Eukaryota; Viridiplantae; Streptophyta; Magnoliopsida; Poales; Poaceae
Source: the annotation of a GenBank genome assembly
AUGCUAGCCUCGCCGGCGCUCGCCGGCGCCACCCACUCCUUCCCGGCCUUCGUGUCGGGCAGCCGCGGCGUCCACCUCCCGUGCGCCUCCGCGCCCUCGCACUCGCCGGCGCGGCGGGCCGCCCUGGUCGUCCUCGCCAAGGCCAAGGUGUCCACGCCCAAUGCCGACCGCAUCGCCCGCCACGACCGCCUCCGCAAGAAGGUUAGCGGCACCACGGAGAGGCCAAGACUCAGCGUUUUCCGCUCAAACAAGCAUUUGUAUGCUCAGGUGAUCGACGAUACAAAGUCGUGCACUCUGGCUUCAGCCUCAACAAUGCACAAAGCUCUUUCAAAGGAGCUUGAGUACUCUGCUGGGCCAACAACUGAAGUGGCACAAAAGAUUGGUGAAGUGAUUGCCAAGUCCUGCUUGGAGAAAGGAAUCACCAAAGUGGUGUUUGACCGAGGGGGUUUCCUCUACCAUGGCCGCAUCAAAGCUCUAGCCGAUGCUGCUAGAGAGAACGGACUUGAGUUCUGA